Messenger RNA from Phaeoacremonium minimum UCRPA7, 1035 nucleotides. Its product is annotated as putative glycoside hydrolase family 5 protein. Bases 1 to 1035 code for a protein of 344 amino acids. Gene Ontology annotation, biological process: glucan catabolic process. The record is from RefSeq and is a predicted model, not a curated record. Gene Ontology annotation, molecular function: hydrolase activity, hydrolyzing O-glycosyl compounds. NCBI's taxonomy places the organism in Eukaryota, Fungi, Ascomycota, Sordariomycetes, Togniniales, Togniniaceae. The transcript is spliced from 5 exons.
AUGAGGUUCUUUGACUUGUUCCUGUGUGUAGCCACCGUGGUGUCGGUCGUGGCUGCCCCAGCAGGAGACGCGAGCACGACUAUAUCAAAGCAGAAGCGCAAGAGCAAGUUCUCCUUCACGGGCGUCAACCAGUCCGGUGCCGAGUUCGGAAACAAGAACCUGCCAGGCCAGUUGAACAAGGACUAUACAUGGCCGGCUCAUUCUUCUAUCGACACUCUCGCAGGAAAGGGCAUGACUACCUUCCGCAUUCCUAUCAUGAUGGAGCGGGCUAUUCCAUCUAAGAUGACCGGAACUAUCAACGAGACGUACUUUCAGGGGUUGACAGAUAUUGUCAGCUACAUCACGGGAAAGGGCGCAUAUGCCAUCAUUGACCCACACAACUUUGGUCGCUACUAUGAUCAAGUCAUAACAGACACUGCGGGCUUCCAGGCUUGGUGGAAGACGGUAGCCAGUCGAUUCGCCAAGGUGGACAAGGCUAUCUUCGACACCAACAAUGAGUAUCAUGACAUGGACAAUGACCUCGUCGCAAAGUUGAACCAAGCUGCCAUCAACGGAAUCCGAGAUGCCGGCGCUACAACCCAAUACAUCUUCGUCGAGGGUAACUCAUGGACUGGCGCAUGGCAUUGGGUUUCUAGCGGAACAGCCACUGGCAUGGCCGGUCUGACUGACCCAUCAGACUCGACCGGUGCCAAAAUCAUCUACGAGAUGCAUCAAUAUCUCGAUAGCGAUGGCUCAGGCACUUCCACUACCUGCGUGUCUUCUACCAUCGGCAAAGAGCGUGUCACGGAGGCGACGAACUGGCUCAAGACAAACAAAAAGAAGGGCAUCCUCGGCGAGACGGCCGGCGGCAACAAUGCCCAGUGCAUCAGUGCCCUCAAGGGCAUGCUCCAGUACAUGGAAGACAACAGCGAUGUAUGGUCAGGCUGGCUCUGGUGGGGAGGUGGCCCCUGGUGGGGUGACUACAUCUACAGCAUCGAGCCUCCAAGUGGCGUUGCUUACACGGGCAUCUUACCCAGCAUUCAGCAGUUCAUCUGA